CUUAAUGUGCGGUUUCCCUCUUUACCCUUAGUCUUUGCUCCUCUUCCCUCUUUCGCUCUCUUCCAUAUUUCUUCGUUUCUCUCCCCCAUAUCCAACUUUGGACUCGCAUGCGACGGCUUGGAAAAGUGCUAUCAACAAUGGCUUCGGACGUCGUCCGGGAUGGUGUUUUUGCCAUAAACAAGCCCUGCGGCCUCAGCUCUGCCCAGGUUGUGCGAGAAUGUCAGCAAGCUUUCAACCCUUCUUCAUUCUUCAAACCGAUGAUCGACGCAGAGAUCGCGCGACGACUUAAGGAAGGCGGCCAGUUUAACCGGCGCAGGGCUGAGAAGAAGGCUUCUCAGGUCAAGAUCGGUCAUGGAGGAACCUUGGAUCCCUUGGCGACGGGUGUAUUGAUUCUGGGCAUUGGGUCUGCCACGAAGCUGCUGCCUCAAUUCCUCGACUGCACCAAAACUUACGAGACCGUCGUCUUAUUCGGCGCAAGUACCGACACCUACGACAGAGUCGGCCGUAUCCUAUUCAAGCGUCCGUAUGAUCACAUCACACGAGAGAUGGUGGAAAAGGAACUGGAGGGGUUCAAGGGCAAGCAAAUCCAGAUCCCACCCCUUUACUCUGCGCUCAAGAUGAACGGCAAACCCCUCUAUGAGUAUGCGCGUGAAGGAAAACCCAUACCCAGAGAGAUUGAAGGAAGAGAGGUCGAGGUGUUGGAAAUUGAGCUCGUGGAAUGGUACGAGCCCAAGAAGCAUAAUCAUCGCUGGCCAACCGAGGAGGCAGAAGCCGCUGAGCGCAAUCUUGCUGAGCAGGCCUGGCGGGUUACGAAGCAACAGGAGACUGCGCGGAAGCUCACGCCGGAAGAGAAGGAGCAAGAUGACCAAGCAGUUGCGGCGCAUGAGAAUUUCAAACGCAAAUUUGAAGAGCGACAGGAUGAGCUCAUUAGAGAUGCGCCGCGAAAGAAGCAGCGCCCGUCCAAGCACUCUGCCAUGAUGUCUGGCGCCCUCGGUCAGCUGCCUCAGCCCGUCUAUUCAAACAAGGGCAAAAAUCUUGUCCCUCCUUCGCCCGAUGAGAGCACUCCUCCGCCGUGGAGCGACGAGGGCCCUGCUGCUGCUCGAAUUCGAUUAAAGGUGACAUCCGGUUUCUACGUCCGAAGCUUCUGCCAUGAUCUCGGCACCAAGCUGGGAUCGGCAGGCCUCAUGGCAGAGCUUGCCCGUGUCCGCCAGAGUGAUUUCACUAUCGGUGGAACCAAUUGUCUUGAAUACGAAGACCUGGCCAAGGGCGAGGAGGUUUGGGGCCCCAAGGUUGCCGAUAUGCUGGCGCGAUGGAAUGGAGAGCCCGAGGGACAGUGGCUUGGCCCCCAGGCAGCAGAGUCACAGAAGAAGCCAGAAAAGAAAAGCCCAAGCCCUGGCGCGUCAGCCCCUGCUCGAUCUGAAAAGCGAUCACGAUCCCCAUCUGUGAACGGUGCCUCGUCGCCUGCGCGUAAACUCCAGGCUAAAGGUGAUGGAGAGAAGCCUACACGGCAAAUCAAUGGCGCCAAAAUAGCCACAAAAUCGGAUGAUGAAAAGUCCUGGAACGGAUUUGAUGACUGAAGUGAGAGAAAAAACUAAAACUAAAAUGUGAUUAAUAUAUCAAAGCGGAUUAUCUGCUUUUUGUUGUUCAGGAGGUGAAUAUGACAGCUAUUGUCCCGGACAGCUGCAGUCAGGAAAACAGGCCUAUGCGCAUACAUACCAACGGCGUAGGGGUACGAAGGCGUUUUAUAUAGAAUCGCAGGCAAAUACUUUCACAAGUGUAAUCUCUUACACGGCGCCACCGUCAAGAUGCAUUUUGCUUCUCAUUUCUCUCCACCUAGUGAUUAGUUGAUAUAUAU
Molecule: messenger RNA, 1855 nt
Organism: Trichoderma asperellum CBS 433.97
Lineage: Eukaryota; Fungi; Ascomycota; Sordariomycetes; Hypocreales; Hypocreaceae
Biological process (GO): mRNA pseudouridine synthesis; tRNA modification
Cellular component (GO): mitochondrion
Molecular function (GO): pseudouridine synthase activity; RNA binding
Source: RefSeq, a predicted model, not a curated record